AUGGCCAGAGGACCCAACAUUUUGUCCAAAGAUUCCUCGACGCUAGCCUGGGUGUUAUUGGACAUUGGAGAAUGUUUUUCGAACUGGUGUAACAUUGAGGACAGUGGUAGACGAUUACUAGCUUGUAUAUUUGUAACUUCUGGGUUUUGGGAGGUGGGCGAAAGUAAGGUGGGCGGAAAUAAAGUGGGCGGAAGUAAGGUGGGCGGAAAUAAAGUGGGCGGAAGUAAAGUGGGCGGAAGUAAAGUGGGCGGAAGUAAGGUGGGCGGUAGUAAAGUGGGCGGAAGUAAGGUGGGCGGAAGUAAAGUGGGCGGAAGUAAAGUGGGCGGAAGUAAAGUGGGCGGAAGUAAAGUGGGCGGAAGUAAAGUGGGCGGAAGUAAAGUGGGCGGAAGUAAAGUGGGCGGAAGUAAAGUGGGCGGAAGUAACGUGGGCGGAAGUAAAGUGGGCGGAAGUAAAGUGGGCGGAAGUAAAGUGGGCGGAAGUAAAGUGGGCGGAAGUAAAGUGGGCGGAAGUAAAGUGGGCGGAAGUAAAGUGGGCGGAAGUAAAGUGGGCGGAAGUAAAGUGGGCGGAAGUAAAGUGGGCGGAAGUAAAGUGGGCGGAAGUAAGGUGGGCGGUAGUAAAGUGGGCGGAAGUAAGGUGGGCGGAAGUAAAGUGGGCGGAAGUAAAGUGGGCGGAAGUAAAGUGGGCGGAAGUAAAGUGGGCGGAAAUAAAGUGGGCGGAAGUAAAGUGGGCGGAAGUAAAGUGGGCGGAAGUAAAGUGGGCGGAAGUAAAGUGGGCGGAAGUAAAGUGGGCGGAAGUAACGUGGGCGGAAGUAAAGUGGGCGGAAGUAAAGUGGGCGGAAGUAAAGUGGGCGGAAGUAAAGUGGGCGGAAGUAAAGUGGGCGGAAGUAAAGUGGGCGGAAGUAACGUGGGCGGAAGUAAAGUGGGCGGAAGUAAAGUGGGCGGAAGUAACGUGGGCGAAAGUAAAGUGGGCGGAAGUAAAGUGGGUGGAAGUAAAGUGGGCGGAAAUAACGUGGUCGAAAGUAAAGUGGGCGGAAGUAAGGUGGGCGGAAGUAAAGUGGGCGGACGUAAAGUGGGCGGAAGUAAAGUGGGCGGUAUAAUGUUGUGCGACAGGGUCUGUGGGUUGAAACUCUGA
Molecule: messenger RNA, 1131 nt
Organism: Physella acuta
Lineage: Eukaryota; Metazoa; Mollusca; Gastropoda; Physidae
Product: putative PPE family protein PPE62
Source: RefSeq, a predicted model, not a curated record